AUGACCUUCAACUUCACAAACAAGCUAGCUGGCAAAUCUGUUGUCAUUGUGGGAGGCACUUCUGGCGUCGGAUUCGCUGUUGCCGAAGGAUGUAUCGAGUUUGGAGCUUCCGUCGUCCUUGUUGGUCGAACGAAAAUCAAAGUCGAAGAAGCGGUUCAAAGACUCGGCGCGACAUAUCCCAACGCCAGUGAGCGGGUCAGAGGUUACGCAUGUGACAUCUCGAGCAAAACUGCCGAGGACGACAUCACCAACCUUUUCGAAUUCGUCACCGCAGCCAGAAAAACCGUCGUUGAUCACGUCAUCAGUACAGCUGGUGGCCUACCGAACACCCUGACAUUGACCGACGUAACUUCCGAUGAUCUUGUCGCUUUCAGUAGAUACCACUUCAUCGGUGAUACCAUGCUGGCCAAAAUCGCAAGCAAAUAUCUCGACCCAGCACACACUUCGUCAAUCACCUUCACUGGCGGUGCAGGGACUUUCAAGCCACCACCUGGAUGGAGCGUCUGGGCUAGCAUUGGUGGCGCAAAGGACGCAUUGACGAGAGGUCUGGCUAUCAGCUUGGCUCCUAUCCGAGUAAAUCUUGUCUCGCUAGGGGCCAUCAGAACGGAGCUCUUUGAUCAAGCAGCAGCAAAUUGGGGCAAAGAAGCACUGGAAGCUUCGAAGGAUGCUUCCAUCCUUGGCGUGAUAGGAGACCCGAGAGACGUUGCAGAAUCCUAUUUGGGGAUUAUUAAGAACCAUUUUCAGACCGGGACAAUUACUCUUGCAGAGGGUGGCACUCUUCUCAAGUAG
Messenger RNA from Colletotrichum truncatum, 789 nucleotides. Its product is annotated as Tropinone reductase 2. Gene Ontology annotation, molecular function: oxidoreductase activity. The record is from RefSeq and is a predicted model, not a curated record. NCBI's taxonomy places the organism in Eukaryota, Fungi, Ascomycota, Sordariomycetes, Glomerellales, Glomerellaceae.